AUGGAAUUCAUUUCGAAUUUAAUCAAACGACCAGUGAGUUUAGUCAGCGGUGGUGGUGAAGUCACGGAUAAACCACAAGAAUCGACAUCGAGGCCAACAACAAUUGGCAGCUUUGAAAAUGCAGAAAGUCUUCAAAAGGAAUUGAAUUCCGCUAAUCAGCCAAAGGAAAAUCAACAAGAAAAUUGUGAAAAUAUUGAAAAUAAACCAAGACCCAAUUCCACAUCACGUCCAACAACAAUAGGAAGUUUCGAAAAUAUCGAAAUCCUUCAAAAGGAUUUGAAUUCAUUAGCCAAAGAAGUUGAGCAAAUGGAAAAUAUCGAUUUCCUUCAAAAGGAUAUGACUUCCAUGGUAAAGGAGGGAGUUCAACAAAUGGAAAAUUUAGAAAUCCUUCAAAAGGAUUUAAGAAUUACUCAUUCAACAGGUGUUGGUGAAAUUGUAAAUAUGCAGCAAAAUACCAAACCCAAUGAGAGUGUGGAAAAUCCUGAAAUACUUCCAAAAAUUAAUAUUGAAGUAAAAUCCAUUAAUACGGCAAAUAAAAAUAAGAGUCCUAAUAACGGCGAUGACAAACAACAACAGAAUGUGAGUUCUACUGACUUGAAACCAAAUCGAAAUGUUGAAGAUCAAAACCAUAAUAUCUGUGAUGAGAACCAAGUAAAACAAAAUGAUAUUUUCUCUAAGAAUGUUAUAGAAGAAUCUUCUACCGAUUUAAAAACUGAUGUCGUUCAAGAUCCUAAUGAUAAUAAAGAUAAAAAGAAUAGCAGUAUUGAAAAUCAAGAAUCUUUAAAUAAGGAUAUUUCAGAGGAAAUCCCUUUGGAAACAAAUACAGAAUCAAAUAAACUAAGCGAUUCCGAAAAUUGUAAUCCUAACAUUCAGGAUUCUCAACAUUUUGGUGAUACAUGUUUGAAGAACAGUGAUAAAAGGGAGGAAGGAAUUACGGAGGAAAAUGUUCAGGAUACCAAUGAACGCGUUUCGAAAAAUCAACUAAAUUCAGAAGAUAAUCGGGAAAAAGUUGCGGAAAUUGAAUCGCACAUUAAAAACUCAAAUAACGAAUCUGAAAAUGGUAAGGUGCUUGACAGGCAGGCGGAACUAUUUCAAGCUCAAAACUCAUCUUACAAACAAGAAGAAGACAAUAAAUCCGAAGAUUUAAAAAAUAUACAAGAACUACAAUCGCAUCCCAAACAAGACAAUGUUGAGAUACAAAACCAGCUUCAAAAUCAAAAUAAUGGAGCUCAACAAAAGCAAUCUGAAGAAACUUCACAAAUAUCUGCAGAAAGUCACAACUUGGAAUUACAAAUAAAACCAGAAGAACAUCAGGAACAAGCAGCAGAGCCUCAAGAAUACAUUAACGAUCAGAAUCAACAAACAAAUGACAAUUCCUCCAAUAGAAUUUCUCAAACUCCUAAGGAAGAUAAUUUGGCAGAUAAUGUUACUCAAAUCACUCAGGAUGUUAAUACUCAGCAAGAACAAACUCAAAUUCAACAAAAAACUGGAAACCAAGAAGAAAAUGUUACAACACAUUUACAGAAACACAUUGAGGGACAAGAACCAAAAAUGCAUAAUCCAGAUAAUUUAGAGGAUAGUCAAACUAAUUUAGUGGAUUCUCCAAAUGCCAAUAACCAAGCAAAGACUACUGAAACUUCUUCAAAUAUUGAGGAUAAUAAUAAGAAAUCCUUUGAAUCAAAUAAUUUGGAAGGUCUUCAAAAUAGUAUUCCAAAAAUUCCCUCCGAUAAUCAAACUCAGGAUUCUCAGAAUAUUCCUAGAGAAAACACAGAUCUUCAAAGUGUUGACGAACAAUUACCAAAAUGUCAAGAAGAAAUUACUUUAGAACAUCAGCAAAUUAUUAAUGAAAGUAAUCCUCCAACAUUGCAACAACAAAUUCCUUUAGAAUUUCGGCAGAAUAUUGAACCACCAAGUCCAUCACCAGAACCACAGCUGCACAACCGUCCUUUAUCAUCCAUGACCUCUUCGUUAAAUGGCAAUAUCACUGAUUUUAUUGGUGUUCCCGAGGAAGUACUUAAAGAAUUCGAUGAAGAGUAUUUGCCUCCACCACCACCGCCAUUACUUUUACCGCCCGAUGAUGAUAACAUCAUGCAUUCACAGACUCCGUCCCCACCGCCACCUCCACCAGUUCUUACCUCAUCAAUGACAGCCUCACAGACCAUCGAUGAACUUUUAUCGGAAAUAACAGAUAAUCUUACUUUGGCGGGUAUUAACGAUGAGGUUUUGGCCAUUGCAUCGCCUCACCAAAAAUCUGAGCACAGUCCCUUGUCUUCAAAGACCUCACUGAACAAUUCAAAGUCCACACCAAAAACUCCCACCAACAAUGGAGUCCAACAACAGACAGCUGCCGGUACAGCUGCUGCUGCUUCAAUUGGCAACUGGUCUAUUCGAUGA
Musca vetustissima is the source of this 2394-nucleotide messenger RNA. RefSeq names its product homeobox protein 2-like. The transcript is spliced from 3 exons. The coding region runs from base 1 to 2394 and encodes 797 amino acids. Lineage: Eukaryota; Metazoa; Arthropoda; Insecta; Diptera; Muscidae. The record is from RefSeq and is a predicted model, not a curated record.